Molecule: messenger RNA, 1272 nt
Organism: Mugil cephalus (flathead mullet)
Lineage: Eukaryota; Metazoa; Chordata; Actinopteri; Mugiliformes; Mugilidae
Gene: gatad1
Product: GATA zinc finger domain containing 1
Exons: 5
Coding region: 311-1048 (245 amino acids)
Biological process (GO): chromatin organization; regulation of DNA-templated transcription
Cellular component (GO): nucleus
Molecular function (GO): sequence-specific DNA binding
Source: RefSeq, a predicted model, not a curated record
UCAGACGUCAGCGCAGAAGAAGAAGAAGAAGAAAAAGGGGAGCGGUGGCGCUAGCUAUGGCGAUAAGUUGACCACACAAUUAAACAAUCCAGGCUUCUGUUUUAUUUUUGGUUUAUUGUCUGAAAGAAGUUGAUGUCACGGACAUCGGCCUAAACAACACGGUGGAGGAUAUAUCUGAUUUUCUGUUGGUGUCAUUGCUGAAUUCACACCAGUAUUGAUAAUAAACAGUGAGCAGGAGCCGACGGAGCAGCUUCAUCACAUUGUUGUGUUCAUCUCUACGUACGCUGGCGUCGUUUUCUGCCCCUUAACGAUGCCGCUGGGUUUGAAGCCAUGCUGCGCGGUGUGCAAGACGAACUCUUCCUCGAUGUGGAAGAAAGGAAACCUGGGAGAAAUCCUCUGCAACAACUGCACAGGGAAGAGCAGCAUCGGCGGAACAUCAGGACCCUCCGUGUCCUCCAUCAUACAGCCCAGCAAUGGCGGCGGAAAGCAGUCCAAGCAGGAGAUCCACAGGAGGUCUGCGCGGCUGAGAAGCACCAAGUAUAAAGCUCCAGCCUCGGAGAAAAAAGUGUCCACAAAAGGAAAGGGAAGGAGACACAUAUUCAAACUCAAAAAUCCAAUCAAAGCACCGGAAUCUGUAGCAACAAUCAUCUCAUCAGAAUCUGUAUUUUAUAAGGGCGUGUACUACCAGACAGGAGAUGUGAUUAAGGUAAUAGACGAGGAAGAUGGGAAGCCGUACUACGCUCAGAUACGGGGCUUUGUGCAGGACCAGUACUGUGAGAAGAGUGCAGCACUGACCUGGCUUAUUCCUACACAGGCAAGCCCAAAGAACCAGUUCGAUCCAGGGACUUACAUUGUUGGCCCAGAGGAGGAUCUGCCCAGAAAGAUGGAGUACCUGGAGUUUGUGUGCCACGCCCCCUCUGAGUAUUUCAAGUCACGUAGCUCCCCGUUCCCAACUAUCCCUAUACGACCAGAAAAAGGCUACAUCUGGACUCACAUAGGGUCCACACCGGCCCUCACUGUCAAAGACGCUGUCAGUGGCAGCAGUUAACAGGACGGUGAUAUGGACUCAUUCUGUUACUGAACAGAUGAAUGUACAUUUAUGUAAUAUAAUGAAAACAAAAAUGGCUGUCAAGCGCAGACAUUCCUUCAAAAUGUAAGUUGUUACAAAAUAAACUAUGUGUAAUUUCUUUUAAAAUUGGGUGUUUACACACCUGAGAUAUUGGAAUAUUACUUUUGUAUUUGUUAAUAAACAAAAAAGAUAACUUUCACAAA